Acanthochromis polyacanthus (spiny chromis) is the source of this 2960-nucleotide messenger RNA. RefSeq names its product general transcription factor IIIC, polypeptide 6, alpha (gene gtf3c6). Bases 1481 to 1963 code for a protein of 160 amino acids. NCBI's taxonomy places the organism in Eukaryota, Metazoa, Chordata, Actinopteri, Pomacentridae. Gene Ontology annotation, biological process: transcription by RNA polymerase III. Gene Ontology annotation, cellular component: transcription factor TFIIIC complex. The transcript is spliced from 8 exons. The record is from RefSeq and is a predicted model, not a curated record.
UGGGCAUGGGCGAAGGGGCGAAGAGGAUAAGAAUGAAAAAGGAAGAGAAACAGACCUCCAUACUGCUACCAUGGUGCCACCUUGGCACAGGCAUAAUGGGUCGUAACGAACGUCAGUCUGGGCAGAGGAAAGGAAUAGCAAAGCGUAGAAGUAAGGAAGAUGCCAGCAGACAGAGGAUGACUCAGAUGUUGAAGGAUGAAGAAGGCAUAGAAGGAAAUCGAAGAGAAAAUGGACGAUAAUAUAAAACUCCGCGGUGUGCCAGCCAGCGGGCAGCAUGCCAGUGUACAGUCAUGGCAUACCCGGCGGGAUCAAAGCAGAUGGCGAAGAACUGUCAUCGUCGUAGACAAGGGGACUCACCUCUGAGGAUUUCCUACUAAUCACCGUUUGUUUGCUUGGACAAAGCCAAGAAGAGGUGCCCGGGCAACGGUUGCCAGCGAUUCUGUGAUGGCAUCUUUUCGGGGGCGGCAAGGGCACAGGGAGAAAGAUGGCAUGCUGCCAAGACAACAUAAUACACACAUUUGUAAACAGAAACCUCCAUACGGUGAGCAGAACAUUUCGGAUGCCAUGAAUGUUUUCGGCGAUGGCAUCCCCUCAAGGGAGAGACUAGAAACAGAGAUGGCACAAUGCCAAACGCAAACUGUGAGGCAUUCACAGCCGCCAUCAAAAGCUGUACAAAAACGACAAAAACACAGACACAAAAUAGUAGAAAAAUGUAGAAAUAGACACAGAAACGCAGCCGUGGCGGGAGUAUGGGACAAAAACCAUUUCCUCGAUGCCAACUCUGCUCAGUGCCAACUGCUGCACUAAAAGGACGCUGCUGCCCAUUGCAAAGAACUAAGGCGAGGGAUCGUACCAUUCCACUAUGGAGAGGAAGAGUAUGCAAAAGAAGAGGAAUAAUGAGCAAAAUGAAUAAAGGAUAUAGAAGAAGAAAAUAUGAGGAAUUUUGUGCUUAACGAAGAACAGUGGGAGUGGGUGGACAAGGAUGAUGAAGAGCCUCUUUCCUGCACUUGCACACCUGGGAUGUUCUUAAAGGGAUAUCCCCUCAGACUGCUCUGCGUUAAAGGGAGGGAUGUGUUGGCAUCAUCUCCAGGAUGUCAAGCUGUGUUUCUCUAUUGCCAGUCAAGGAGGGUGCUGCAGUCGUCAGGGGCGGGCAACUGUCUGGGCAUCUCAUCUGCAGCUAAUUAACAGCCACACACUAAUUCUAACAGCCGAUCAUAAUUAGCGAUUUAAUCGCUCGUCAACGCUUUUCUCCCCCCUAAAUUGUGCCUCCUAUUUGGACACGUGCGGAUAAGCUAAGGAACGCCGGAUCCCCCUCCCCUCCUCCUCGUCCUUUUUUCCUUCAUCCUUGGCUCCAGACUCCAGUGGGAUCUUAAUUAAGCCUGGGCUUCAUUAUGCAAAUGGAGUACAAUAAACGACAGCAGAGGUGGAGCUGGAUACAGACUAAAACGGAACGGUGGGAGGGGAGCACUGGAAGUGGAAAAUGAAGAGAUGUGGAAGGAGUAUCAACAUGGAUGAUGAAUGGGAAGAAGAGGAGCAGCUUGUUGUUGUGGAAGUCUCUGGUAUCAUCAACAAUGACUUUCUUUCCAAGUGUCGAGGCACAUGCAAGAUACUGGACAUUGACAGUGAGAGGCCCAUGAUGCAAAUUGGACAGUAUGUGUUUGCUGGGGAAUAUGAAGAGGCUUUAGGAACUUGUGUUCUGUUUGAGGAGGCACCGUCAAAAGGAAUAGCCAACAGUGGUCCAAACCUCAAGUACAUGGGCCACACUGCGAAGAAACUGACGAUGCAACGGAUAUUUCUCACUGAGAAGAGAGAGGACGAAACGAGCUCAGCAGGAAAUUGUGAUGGUGGUGGUGAAGAGAGUGAAACUACUUGUCAAUCUACUCAAGAAGGAAAUGAUAACCAGCAAGGAGCAGCAGAAGAACAUAUGGACGAUACAAAUUCGAAAGACUUAGCAGAAGGUUGAUAUAUGAAGACAUCGCUUUAUUCUGAUCUCCCUAUUUGAAGAUGAGACACCUGGAUUUGUAGGUCUAUGAGGAACUGCAUCUUUGAAAGAGGCAAUUCACCAGAAGUUGGAUUUAUUCUAGUCUCACACCACAAGACCAUUCAGCAGAACAAAGUGGUCUGGUCGAACCUCAUUAAUCUGCUAUAGGGGAAGAAAACACUUGCUUGUUUGCAUGUCCUUAAACCAGUCACAGAGUAUGGGGUGGAGAUAAGGCUGUGUCCCCUCAAAACAGUCUGGGUUAAGAGUUAUGAUGGAACAUUUGUAUGCAGGGAAGCGAGCACUGUCAUUAAAUGGCAAAUUGAUGACAACAAUUCCUAGGGUUGCUUUACUGGACAAUACCAUUACUAUGAAAAACUUGAAAUUUUCAGUGUGGUAGGUCGUGGUGCCUUGCUGGAUCAAUACAGUGUAAUAACAAAAAUAAGAAGCAAAGAGAAUUUUGGAAGUAGUAACGGGUAGAUAGCAAGUGGUGAGGAAAACGCUACGUGAAAUGCGUGGCAAAUGGCAAGCUCACACCUACCAAUAGGUAUCAGGUGAGUAUGCCCAGGUUUAUACAGUUUAGCAGUAAAAAUGAGAGUUGUCUGUUACUUUUAUUUUAUCACAAUUUGUCACAACUCCUUCCCGAAACAUAAUGCCCCUUCAUAAAUAUGGUUAAAUUAUGCCGAAAGGAAAGCAGGACUUAACAAAUCACAAUAUUAAUUCAUUUCUUUAAGAUUCACAUAGGAGGGCAGUGCUUCUUUGGUAUCAUCCAUUUAUGUACCCAGUGACCACAAUAAAUACCUACUAGCAAAGAGAGGGACAGCUUCUUCAGGUGCAAGGUUAUGGUAUGAAUCGCUCAUUCUCCACUGAUGGAUCAUCUGCUGAAUAACUACUGGAUUACUGAGUUGAAGCCAAAAGGCAUACAGGCUUUACAUUUCUUUAUUAAAUAAACUGGGCCCACUAGAGGCUAUUUUUAAGUGUG